Lichtheimia ornata is the source of this 2313-nucleotide messenger RNA. RefSeq lists its product as uncharacterized. The transcript has 8 exons. The record is from RefSeq and is a predicted model, not a curated record. Gene Ontology annotation, molecular function: zinc ion binding; DNA binding; DNA-binding transcription factor activity, RNA polymerase II-specific. Gene Ontology annotation, cellular component: nucleus. Bases 1 to 2313 code for a protein of 770 amino acids. Lineage: Eukaryota; Fungi; Mucoromycota; Mucoromycetes; Mucorales; Lichtheimiaceae. Gene Ontology annotation, biological process: DNA-templated transcription; regulation of DNA-templated transcription.
AUGGCAACUACAGCUACGCAAAAGCAGACCAAACGACUACGAUCCAGAAAAAGCUGCCUCAUUUGUCGACAAAGAAAAGUGCGCUGCGACGUUGAUGACACGUACCCGUGUAGCACAUGCAUCAAGAAGAAGGUCGAGUGCCAUGUUAACGAACGACGACGCCCUAAGAAAUCAACGCCAGACUACCUUCGGAAAAUAGAAGGACGCAUCAAUCGCUUGGAGCAAAAGCUUAUCAGUAAAGGUAUAAAACUCACGACAAGCAGCAUCAAGGAUAAUGCAACAACAACGCCAAUAUCUCAAUACACCAGCUCUUCUUCCACCUCAUCAUCAUCACCGGCAUCCAGCACUUGUUGCAGUGGCAGCCGAUCGCAUAACGAUGAAAGAGAGAGUCAUUUACAGAUCGCUUCAAUUGAUCCAUCCAACACUAUGCAUGACCCAGCAUGUGCGUCUAGCGAGCAAUUACAAGCGAUGGAUGAUAACCAAAAUCCCGGCGACAUGGUGACCAAUAGCGAUCCCAUGGAUACCACAUCAUCCGCGGAUGAUGGAUCAAGCUGCUUUGGUGACACAAAUCUAUCACGUUGGCAACACUGGCAACAACAACGCUUACACUUGUUCAAAGAGAUACCCCUCAUGACUUUGGAGCUAGCCGAUGCUAUGAUUGAAUUCUAUUUCCAUCAUAUUCAUCCAGGAGUACCGAUCAUCAACAGAAUUGAAUUCUUGAGGCAGUACUAUUUUCAAUAUCCACAUGCGCCUGAUGAGUACUUGCUUUACGCCAUAUGCGCUAUUACAUGCCAUUUCAUCAUCAAGGAAAAGGAUUUGGUAACAAAGUGCAAGGUUACAGCCAAUACGAUACGAUCUUUGCAUUGUUGCUUGGAAUCGAAGGCGUCAAAGGUGUUGGAAUCUAUAUUUCGAAAACCCAGCAUCAGUGGUAUUUGUACCUUGUUGCUGUUGGCUUCCGUCUAUCACAAGUCUCAAGCACAAGAGGACAACCGGAUGCAAUGGCUGAUGUGUGGCACCGCUAUUCGCAUAGCUCAAGAUCUAGGAUUUCAUCACAAUGAAAGGCAGCAACACCUUGCUCAACAUGAAGUAGAGCUAAGACGACGCAUAUGGUUUUAUGCCUACUGUACCGAUCGCGAGAUCUCUUUUGACACCAAACGUCCGUGGAUGAUCGUGGAAGGCGACUAUGAUUUUGAAAUGCCAACACCAUACGAGAUACCGCCAAAUAAUCAAAGUUGGACUGCUGAUGUUAACACCCCUAUGCCGAGCCUGCUCCUAGAGGCUGAAAAAGAUUUGCAUGAGCAACGGCCUAUCUAUGACAUGUUCAUCUACUGCAUUCCAUUUACUCAGCUUUUCAGCCAAAUUGUUGGACAUUUAUAUUCGACAAGUAUAUGGGGCGAUGAAAAAGACAACCAAAUCCAUGUUGCUCGCGUGCUUUCAAGAGAAGUGGAUUCCAUCACCAACAAUACUAUCAGCAUCUUACGACAACUCGAUGCUACGUCUCUAGCUGCACAAGCCGAUCGCACAAAAUAUAUAUACCUUAAGAUGAAUCAGCUUUCUCUCAAGCUGAUUAUCCAUCAACUUUUUAUCUCGAAUGAUGAGAUGGCUCAUACUGAUUUUGGAUUGCAUUCACUUCAAGUAUGCACGGAGGCAGCUAUUGGUAUUAUCGAUAUCAUAGAGAAGCUAGAGAUUAUGGGUCCAUCCAAUAUGCCAUGGAUAUAUAUAGGAUGUCUUAUCAUGCAAGCAGCUAGCGUGUUCACAAUCCAUGCUGAGAGCAACAAUGGGGUCCUAAAGCUUUUGGGGUCACAUAAUCUUGCAAGAUGUGCUGGUAUAUACCUUAGAGAUGAUGAGCAAUGUGGCAGCCGACCAGCACAAAUCCUCAAAUCAUUAGCAGCAAAAUACUCCUCGUCAAACAUAAUGCAGCAAUGCGGUUUUGGUUACCAGACCUACUAUGCCGCCAGUGAUGCAACCCUUGGAUCUGAUAAAGAAGAGCAACAUCAGCAAUCAUUUGGAUCAACACCACCACCGCCCAUAUUUAAUCAGCAUUACCCACUUUUGAUUGAUGAUGCAAGUAAUACCUUGGACACCGCAGCAUCUACUGCUUUUAUACAGUCUUCAAAUACGGCAUUAGAAGCACUCUAUGGAAUUGAUACAACUCAGCAGCUACAACCAAAGGCAACAAUUCCAAUUACGCACCAGACGUUUGAUGAUCCGCAAGGAGCAAGAAGCACCUUGCAGUUCAAAGCUACUAGUAGGGAUACAAUAGCUAGAUCGACGUUCAUGUCAUGGGAUGAAUGGGACUCUCAUUUACAAUAG